Molecule: messenger RNA, 3257 nt
Organism: Stylophora pistillata
Lineage: Eukaryota; Metazoa; Cnidaria; Anthozoa; Scleractinia; Pocilloporidae
Product: prolyl 4-hydroxylase subunit alpha-1
Biological process (GO): peptidyl-proline hydroxylation to 4-hydroxy-L-proline
Cellular component (GO): endoplasmic reticulum
Molecular function (GO): protein binding; L-ascorbic acid binding; procollagen-proline 4-dioxygenase activity
Source: RefSeq, a predicted model, not a curated record
CCAGGUUGUUUGAGAAAAACUUAAGAACCUACAUACUUUGUCCAGCAUCACCAGGCGUGAAAACAAAAAUUUUAUAUAGGGAGAAGAAACUACGUGUUGAGUAGAUUCAUGUUCGUGGAACAGGACUCAUUAUACAAUCUUCAGUUCUGCAGAUAUUGUGGUUUGUUGUUAUUCAGGUUACUUUUGCCUCUCACAUGUGGCCUGGCUGGCUUUCUCCAAAAUGAUCAAGUGGAAGACUUGGAUGGUUUGGUUAUCGCUAAUAUUAAGCAUUUCAACCGCUGAAUUAUUUACAUCUUUAAGUCGGAUAAAAGGCUUGGUUCGCUUGGAAAGCGCUCUUUCGAACUCUCUCGACAAUUAUUUGGAACAGAUGUCGGAACCCCCGGAAGUUCUUCAACAAUUUUCCGAUCAAGUCAGGAAAGAAAGGGACAUCGCGGCGGGCGAUAUCGAAAAAUAUGCCUUUCAUCCGAUCAAUUCCUUUCUGCUUGUGAGGCGAUUCGUGCGACAUUGGACAGAAUUGGCCACCUUCCUCUCUAAAGGAUCACCGAACGUCCUAGAUCUCUACUCCGAGCUCAUGAUCAACCGCCGAGCAUUUCCCACACCGAAAGACUUCAUGGGAAGCCUCAACGCCAUUCUACGCAUCCAAGAGAUUUACAAUCUCAGCGCAAGCGCUCUCGCUGAUGGAGAUCUGCAUCAAGCAAUACCAAGCGGGGGCCUAGGUGCUGAUGAGUGUUAUGAGUUAGGAAUCGGCAGCAGUGAUCAGAAAAAUUACGAAGGGGUUAUAGGGUGGAUGAAAGAAGCUCUUAAACGUAUGAGCCCGCCAUAUGAGUACAGCGGUGCACUUAUAAAAAUUGACGUUCUGGAAUAUUUAGCUUGGGCGGAGUAUAAGGUUGGACUCCUUGAAGAUGCAAUCAUACACACGAAAGAUAUUCUUGACGAAGAUCCCACAAGUAAACAAGCGCAUGUUAACCUUGGACAUUUCGAGGCAGAGAUGAUACGACGCAGUACGAACGUAAAUCAUUCAGCAAGAAACAAGGUAGACAACAAGACAAAUAGAAAAGAUAACAAGUUCAAAUAUGAACGCUUGUGUCGCGGAGAAACACGGAAGUCCCAGAGACAAAGAGACAAACUGAGUUGCUACUACAAUAGAAAUCGUCCAACACAAGUGCUGAGACCAGUUAAAGUAGAAAUGUUAAAUUCGGAUCCAGAUCUCUACCUGUUUCAUGACUUCAUUUCAGAGAGCGAAAUCGAGCUGGUAAAGAGACUUGCCAAGCCUCAGCUUAAGAGAGCUGUUGUCACCGAUACAGAUACUGGAAAAGAGUUCAAAGCAGAUUAUAGGAUAAGUCAAAGGUUAACAGAACCAAGCAUGGUCCUAAGUCAUUUCGUUAUUUUGCUGCUAAGACUUGGAACGCGCUACCGGAUGCUAUGCGCGCAAAGCGCCUGGCUGGAUGACCAUGAUUCUCCUAUCGUAAAAAGAAUAAGCCAGAGGAUUCAAACUAUCACGGGUCUUUCUCUAGAUUCUGAACACUCGGAAGCAUUACAGGUGGCAAACUAUGGUAUAGCAGGACAUUAUGAUCCACACCACGAUUUCCUCCAGAAUCCAGACGGAAGCCUUCCUUCUAACGUUAUUGACGGCGACAGGAUAGCUACAGUACUGUUUUACAUGAGUGACGUGGAAGCCGGCGGUGCAACGGUGUUUUUAGACGCUGAAGAGAUUGUCUAUCCCCGAAAGGGUGACGCAAUAUUUUGGUACAAUCUUAAAAAAGAUGGUAGCCCUGAUGUUAAAACGAUGCACGCUGCCUGCCCUGUGAUCAUCGGCUCAAAAUGGGUUGCUAACAAGUGGAUCAAUGAAAGAGGCCAGGAGUUUCGCCGGCCAUGCAUACGAACCUGAAAAUUUUACAUUUUUUUGGUUUGUUAUAGUUUCUUUUUGAUUCAAAACACAAUUUAUUUCCAUAGUUCUUGUGUUGUACUCAUUGUCAUUUUCUUUUGGUGAUUUAUUGUUAGUUUUAAGAUCAGUCCCUUCUGUCAAAUCAUAAUGAAAAAAAGCAACAACUUGCAUUACAAUUGACAACCUAAUGUCACCUUGAAGAAUGGUUGCAAAGAAAAAAAAAAUUAAACUACAAACAAAAAAAAUUGAGACAAUUUGGUUUUAUCAAUUGAGUUGAUUUACAUUAGCCACUGUAGGGUUUCCACAGCUGACAACGUGUUAGCCCUUUCCUCAUUCUCUCUGAACGGGUGAUGCUUGCAACAUCAGCCUCUGAAAUUCUCUACAGGGCUUAUUACAUCUUAUAAUCUUAGUUGAUAAAACCAAAUUACCCUGCAAUACCUCCCAAGGAUGCAGCACCCUCUAUUAUCAGUUCCUUCGCACUGAGUUCCCUGCCCUGUUACCAACCUUAGUGCUUGCUUUCUUCAUGUCAUAAUGCAUAUUUCUCCAAAGAGGGAUCCUAUAACAAAACUCUUAAUUUGUUUUCCCUCUCAAGCCAGAGAGUGCUCUGUUCCUGGUCCAAAAUUUAUUAACCUCUGAUGAGAGCCCAUGCAAGUACAGUAUACUACUCAACCAUAGAAAAUUAUUUUUGACUUACAUGGAUGAAGCUCGAUAAGAAAUUCAUCCUACAAAUCACAUACAGUCAAACACUGAUGGUCCCUGCUACCUAUUUGAAACUUGUGAAGAAACCUUUCUCCCCACGACACAGUAUGUCAGUCCUCAUGCAAAAAUGUGUAAAAGGUUUUUAAAUGCUCCUAGUAUCAAAGAAUAAAGCACCCAUAUGCAAACCAGAUGUUUAUUGCAGAAAACAUUCUGCUAUUCAAUUUAACUGUGGCAAUUUAAAAGCAAGAAUUCUGUGGUCUCCAAAAAAUACUACUCAUUCACCUUCACUUUGACUGUAAUGACAACAAUAUCAAAGAAACAAAAACUUGGACCUACAAUAGCAGUACAUCAUUGGCUGCUAUUGUAGAUUUAAGCUUUCCUCUUAACAGUCUUUUGUUUUCUUUCAUCCUACACUAUGCAAGAAUUGCUCAGCAAGUUACCUAAUGCUAGUACUGCAAUAACCAUGGUUGGCUAGAUUAUAAGAAAGGAAACUGCUCUCUAAACUUUUUUAUCAUUGAGAAGCCAAGUGCCUGUGGUACAAGAGUAGGGAAAGAACACAUCCAGUAAAUGAAACUUGUUCGAUUGCUCUCUUAGAAUGGUCUGUUUUAUUAUUGUUUUUUUUUUUGGUUUUGUUUUCGUCUUUCUUUCAAUGUCCAUAGCCUGGAUUGCAAAA